AUGGCGGGCGGCGAGAACGACUGGGAGGUCAAGGGCGGCGGUCGGCGCAACAGGAAGCAGAAACCGUCUCUGGUGUGGACAGUCGGAGGCAAAGGCGGCGGCUCGUCCUGGGUGGGGGCGGGCCCGAGUGACUCAUGGACGUGUGGGGCUUGCGGUACAGGUGCGAACUGGAGUACGCGUACGUCCUGCCGUGCCUGUGGUGCGGGUCGCCCUGGGUACAAAGGCAAGGGCAAGGUCACUUCCACGCCUGAGGUGGGGCAGUGGUCCCGCACCUCCUUCCCACCAGUGGCGGCCAGGCCUUGGCGUGCGGCCGCGGAGGCCAAGGCGCCUACGGCCUUGCAGAAGCUGGAGGAGCGCAGGAAGGUCCUGGUCCAGUGCGCCAAAGACUGGGGGGGUGACGCGCCUCACCUCGACCAGGCGGUGGCCGACAUCGACAGGCAGAUCCAGGACGCCAAGGCGGAGCGCACGCAGGCGAAGCCUUUGUCUGGCCAGCUGCGUGAGGCGCAGGUCCAGCUGGGGCAGGUCGACAGGCAGCUUGAGCGCUUGGCAGAGACCGAGAGGAAAGCCAACCAGAUGCUGCUCGAGGUCAAGAAGGAGAGGGAUGAGGCUGCGAAGCGCAAGGAGGAGCUGGCGACCACGAUCCUGGAGCUCCAGGGGAAGAUUGCGGUGGCGGGCCCAGCGGCCCCAGCCUCAAACCUCGACGUCAUCCGAGUGCAGUUGGAGUGCAUCGCCAAGUCCGUCGGCAGCGACAUCCAGUCCCUCGGCCUCAAUUUUGCCACGCUCGAGUCCCUCCUGGAGGCCAAGGCUAAGGAAGGGGCAGCAAAGGCUGAGGCUGCUGACACUGGUGCUGCUAAGCAGCCUGGUCAGGCUGACGACGGGGACGGUACAGAGGACGAAUCCAUGGGAGACAUCGUGGGGGCUGAGGAGUUGCCACCAGGUGUCACCGAGACCGAACGUAAGUGGAUUAACGGGCAGGAGCCAGUGCCCGACCAGGAGGAGAACCCGCACUUGUUCAAGCGGUACCAAGAGGUGCUCAUGUCGGUGCAUUCCUGCCAGUUGGUGCAGCUGCGCCAGAGCGGGAAGGCCCUCCCUUGGGACGACAGCCGCUGGAACCCUGAGGGGUGGGAGGCGGAGUUCGGGGGGAGCGAGAGUGAAGGGCACCGACGGGACGUAGGGCAGAUGGAUGAUGAGCGUGGCGGGCGCGCAGCAGCGGGAGCCAGCCAGAGGGCGGGAAGUGUGGCCAGGUCCACGCCCGCGGGGCCAGUGCGCGGCCCACGGCCUGCGGCAUUGGCGAGGAGCGAGCACGGUGCCUUGAGGGCGGGAAGUGUGGCCAGGUCCACGCCCGCGGGGCCGUCGCGCGGCUUCGUGCCUGCGGCGACGGCGAGGAGUCAGGGGGCAGAUUCGGGCCAGUGGCGAGGAUACGCGAGGGUCCUGCACGACAAUCGCAUGAUGAGGCUUUUGGUUGACAAGGUGAAUGACGACAAGCAGGUGGUCAUUGUGUGGACCUUCAACGGCUCGGGAUGGGGGGCCAUCAGAGAGAAGCUCUUGGAGAAGAAGGUGGGGCAGCAGAAGCACAUCUACGCUUUCCAGGAGCACCGCCUGAAAGAGGACCAGUGGGCUGGAGUUACCCACAGUAUGCGUCAGAGAGGCUACCAAGUGGGUGGAGCGGUGGCCGUGCCCACGCUAGGCCCCAUGGGUGAGCCAGGAACCUCUGCAGGUGUGGGAAUCGCUGUGCCGAACAGGAUUGGCAUGGCGUAUGUGUGUGGGCAGACCAGCUGGGACUGGUCCCCCAGAGGAUCCCCAGGAAGAGCUGCAGCGGCAUGGGUUGCAGUAGGUAGAGGCGGCAUAGUGGUCGCGACGGUGUACCUGUGGACGGCCGAGCAGAUGUCGCGGCGGAACAGGGGGCUGAUGGACCACGUGCUGGGGAAGCUGCACGAGCUCAACAUGCCGUGGGUGUUGUGCGGGGACUUCCAGAAUGCCCCUGCCGUCCUGGCGGGUUUGGAUUCGAUCAAGCUCAUUGGCGCGACGCUGGUGGCCCCCUCUGCUGCGAGCGGAACUUGUCGGUCGGCGAGUGGAUGUUCCACAAUAGACUAUUUCGUAGUAUCGAGGGAGUUGGCAGGCCAAGUGAGGAAGGUGACCAUCCACGAGUCGUGGCCUUCGGCGCCGCACAAGCCGGUGGGGAUCACGCUCGACCUGAGGCCGCAGGAGAGGAAGGAGCGGAUUCUCAUCACGCCGAAGAAGUUGGAAGGAAUCAGCAUCGGGCGCGCGCCUGAGCCGCCCGCAUACGACGAGGUGGGGGUUUUCAGCGACGUGACGGUAGCGACCAGGACCUGGGCUUCCUUCAUUGGCAAGCUGGAGCGCGAGGCUUUCGCGCUGCGGGGGCUGGAGUGGCACCCCAGGCAUGAGUGCGCAGGGCGUGCGGACCCACCGCGCUGGAAAGAGAGAGCGAUCCUCAGAGGGGGCGGCAACCACCCAGCCCCGCAAGGAGACGCUCUGUGGUGGAGGUGGCUCGCGCGCUCUUUGCAGACCCUGGCGGGGAACUACGAGAGGCUCAGGUCGUCCUCGGGUAGUGCCCGUGCGCGCCAGGAGUGGUGCAUGAUAGCUAGUGAUCUGGAGGAACGCUUCAGGAGCGUGAGCCGCGAGUUCAGGUGCGAGCUGGUCGGCGAGGAGAAGGAGCGGUGGAGAGAAAGGUGUACCUUGCUGGCGAAAGGGCGCUGGCGAGGUGCUGACCAGAAGGCCAGCCUGGGCGCGAUGAUCCUGGAGGCCAAGGAGCGGUCCAGGCGGGAGGACCAGGACCUGAUAAAUGAAAGGAGGAGGCAGUGGGCUGCGAAGCUGGAGGAGGCUGCGAAAGGAGCAGCGGGCGGACUCCACAGAAUCAGCAAACCAGUGGACAUCUGGAGGCCGAGGAGAGCGAGUACACCCCAAGCUUCGGCAGACCCGUUGCGGGCAGCGGAAGCGGCCCUGGGAGAGUGGAACGCAGUCUGGAAGGUGAACGACCCGAUGCAGGAGCAGGAGCGGCGGUGGGAGACGGAGCCGCGCCAGGAGUUGCCAGAGUUCACGGAGGGCGACUUGGCCAAGUUAAAGAAAGUGGCGCGCACCUUCAAGAGAAAGACAGCACAAGGAGUGGACCGAUGGCACCCCUCCAUGCUGCUAGGGGCUUCGGACGCAGCGCACUGGACGCUCCUGCAGAUCCUGAGGGAGGUGGAGCGCACGCUCGUCUGGCCGCAGCAUGCAGCCACGGUCAUUUUCUUCCUGAUCCCGAAGAGUGUAGCGGUCGAUCGUGCUAUCGGCCUCCUCCCGACCCUGGUGAGGGUGUGGGAGAUCAUGAGGGAGCCCUACAUGAUCGAGUGGGCUAAGGCGAACCAGCGCUCUUGGGAUUGCACGGCCUUCGGCAAGGCGGCGGAGGACGCGGCUUGGGAGGUUCUCCUCGCCAAUGAGGGCGACGAGGUGCAGGAUUCGGGCCCGCGCACCCUAGCGACGGUGACGGCCAUCCUCGACCUGGUCAAGGCUUUCGAGAGGGUGAGCUUGCAUGUGCUGUGGGAGCGUGGCAAGGCCAUGGGUUUCAACACGGGGGUGCUGGCGGUGGUGUGCUCCUAUUUUGCCAUGGCGAGGCGAGUCAACACGGGGGAGGCCAUCUCGGAGGAGACGAGGACUGUGGCUACGAUCAUCGCGGGCAGCAAGUUCUCGGUGGGUUUCCUCAAGAUGGUCAUCCAGGACACGAUUGACGGUUUGGUAGUGGAGUACCCGCUGGUGCAAUGGAGGAUGUAUGUCGACGACCUGUGCCUCAAGCAGCGAGGGGCGCAGCAGUGGAUCGUGGAUAGCUUCCCGUCCGUUGUGGACGACAGCGUGGACGGCUUCGCGGCCUUGGGGCUCGAGUUCUCCCUGGGCGACCAGGGCAAGGGGGCGAUCAUGGCCAGCACCAAGUGGCUGAGGCAGGCUCUCAAGCAGGAUGCAGCAGAGAGAGGGUUGCCCUUGGUGCUGGCCUGCCCUUACCUCGGAGUCGACGUGGUGGCCCACGGGACGGCGGCAAAGAACAAGAGUGGCAAGAGGUUCAAGCGCAUGAGGAACAGGGUCGCCAGGCUAAAGGGGCUGAAAGGCUCAGGCAAAGGUGUGACUAGAGGGAUUGGUUUGGUGUACAAGUGCGGCCUCAAGAGAUCGGUAAUGUAUGGGUGCAAGUGCCUGGGCAUGCCAGACCACCAGCUGCAGCAGGUAAGGAGAGCGGCAGGACAGUUGCUUCCAGGUUCCAGAGGAGCCAAGAGCCUCACCCUGCAGUUGGCGGUGCUGAAGGAGGACCCCACCGAGGAGGCCACACUUGCGCCGGUGGUCAGGUGGGCGAGGGCCGUCUGGGAGCAGGCCGUGGCAGGAGACCUGAGAGUGCUCGUUGCAGGGGGCCAGGUGCAGGCGCAACCCUGUCGUCAGCAGGCCUUCUGUCCUGAGGCGGGUGCUAGGCUCAGGGAUGCCCUCGGUGUCUGGACGGCGUUGUGGAUCAAGGAUCUGAGGGGCGAGAAGCACCAGCGGCAGGAGGACUGGAGCCAGUGGAGUGUUCCCCUGGUCGCAGAGUAUCUGCAGGAGGCAGCGCAGGCAGGCCUCCGCAGUGAACUCAGGAGGGAGGCGGCUUCCAAGGUCACAGGUGGAAGCUUGCCCCAGGAGGAGGCUCUGGAGGCGGAGUAUCUUGCUGCAGAGGUGUGUCGGCGUGCGUGGCGGAGGGCGUGCUGGAGAAGGCGUGCAGCCUUCCGUUACCUAGACGCGCUCGACGAGAAUUGCCGCGCCCAGGUCAUCUCGCAGUACAGGCAGGAGCAGGUCGCGCUGCAGAAGGUGGUGCGGCGGCUGCUGGUGUCGAGAGGGGCGCAAUGUCCCUGGGGCGAAGGAGGCAUGCAGGAAGAGGAAGGCUACCUCGGUGUCAGCACCAUUGAGAGCCUGGUCGAGCUGCUGCUGGUGGCGGGCAGCCAGAUGGAGAUCGCGGAGGACAAGAUAAGCAGGAGGACGAGUGUCGGCAGUGAGGCUGUCCUCCUGAGCGAGCAGAUGAGCAACGCGUGGAGGCAGCAGCAGAAGGAGGUGGGCAUGAGCCCGCAGUGGGCCAAGGUCAAAGGACCCGCGGGGGCGGUCAUCAUGUCACUGAGGAGAGCGAGGUGGACCUGGCCGUCGUGGACGGUCUACUGCACAAAGGACGGCGAGAUGGUGGACCUCACGGCGGUGUGCCCCACUGACGUCGGGGCGCUCCUCAGGGCUGACCUGCGCAAGGUGCUGUGGGAGCAGUGGGCGGCGCAGCAGCCAGGCAUGGAGAGCCUAGCCCCAGGCCCGAGGCUCCCGCCAGUGGUGGCGCAGCUGGCCGCGCGGGCUUUCCCUGCGCAUGCGAAGCGGGCGGCUCGGAAGGUGGUGCUGGCGGGGGCCUGGACCAUGAACAGGCUUGCCGAGGUCAGCAUCACGCCGACCGACAUCUGCAUUGGGUGUGGGCUGGCGGUCGGCACCCCGCAUCAUCGUUUCUUUCGGUGCCCCGCGCUGCUCGAGGUCAGGAGGCGAGCGCAGGCGGAGUGGCAGCACGUGGCGGAGCAGCAGGAGGACAGUUUGCUCUGGACGCGUGGGCUGGCGCGGGACCCCUCGGCGGACUGGGCCCACAGGUCGGUCGACGAGGCGGACUUCCACUGCGACGUCCUCCAGGGGACGGACGCCCUCCUGUCGGGCGACAUCGUGUGCGACGGCUCCAAGCUGGGCACCAGCUGCUGGGCGCAGGCGGGGUGGGCCGCGAUGGCCAUCGACGCGGGAGGCGCCCCCACGGUGCAGCUCUGGGGCCCCCUGCCAUGCCGCUUCAAGGAGCAGAAGACGGUCAAGAGGGCCGAGAUGUGGGCCUUCUUAAAGACCUUGGAGACGGUGCUGCCGCCGUGCAGGAUCUUCACGGACCACCAGGGCAUCCUUGACGGUAUCAGGCGGGGGCCGAGAUGGUGCUUAAGUUGGGGAAGGCCGCGCGCGGACGUCUGGAGGAGGAUCUGGCACAAGAUCGCGGACGUGGGACUUGAGCCAGAGUGGGUGAUGCAUGUGAAGGCCCACAGGUCCAGAGCGGCCAUCAGCAGGCUCGAGGGCUUGGCGCAGCAAGUGGCCAGGGGCAAUGAGGCGGUGGACGCCCUGGCCAAGCGUGGAGCCGCGGAGGACUUCGGGUACGGCAGGGAGCAGACCCUGGAGAGCCUGGAUGAGAAGGUGAAGUGGGCCAUCCAGAACAUCGGUUGGUGGUGCCAGGAGAUGAAAGAAGGGUGGCCCGACGUGCCGCCCAGGACGGGGCCGAGCAGAAGGAGGAAGCAGCAGAGGCCCUACGUCAGCCUCACGAGGCACGAGGUCGAGGUGUGUGGAGCUUGGCUGGUGUGCACGCGGUGCGGCAAGCGUGCAGCUUCGGCCAGGAUGAGGAAGAAGCUGUGGGCCUCCGCUUGCGCACCCCCUCCCUGGCAGGCGGUGGGCCACCAGACCAGCGAGGAGAGGGGCUCGCUGGAGGUCACCUCGGAGGUCGAGGUCGCCUCGGAGACGCAGGGAGGAGCGGACUCCAGGAGGAAGAGGCGGGACCGCAUCCUCCGCGGCUGCCACCCGCAGACGGGCAGGCCGCUCCCCGCCGAGAUGGUGCCCGCGAGGCUCAAGCGGGUCCGCCAGGCCAGGAACCUCGGCACGGACGCCAGCAUCGCGAGGCGUGGAGAUCACGAAGGUCGAGCCCGUGCUGCUGGAGCCAUGCAGCGCGCCCGGCGGCUUCGCUGCCUCAAGGCUGCUGGAGUGGAGGUCGACCUGAUCCACAAGGCAGGGCCGACGGCCAGCAUGAUCUGGGGGCGCACGGUUACGGGCAUCGCGGACGGGGAGCUACGCAGCUGGCGGCUCACGGCGUGCCGCAGUGCUGGUCGGCUGCCUACCGGUGCUGCCCUGGGCCUGAGGCUGCGAUGCGCGGAGCUGCGGCGGCGGCGCAACCUGGACCCUGCGGUGCUCGCUGCGGGCUACACGGUGCAGAUGCUGGCGGCGCUGCUCCAGUCCGGGGAGCUGCCCCUGCGCAUGCUGAGGCGUGGGCUGGAGGCGGCAGCAGCCCGACGCGCCGAGGCCGUGUCGCCGUGGGUGCACUGCGCGUCCCCAGUGGAUGCAGCGGUGCUCACCCUGGCCAGGAUCGGCUGGCACUUCGAGUCGGAGCGAUGCCUCGUCACGGACCUCGGGGGCCAGCUGGGCCGCGCGCUCCUUGGCCCGCGCGAGCUGGGGUUCGAGGCUGGGCUCGGGGCGCAGCGCGCCUCUGACCGCCAUGAGAUGCGGAAGCUCGCCCACAGCAGGGCUUCUCAGGGGCCGCUGCGCGGCCGCGCCAGGUGCCGCUGCUGCGGGGCGGCGCGUGGCACCCGCUGGCGCAGGCUCUUCGAUUGCCCCGUGCUGGCGGCCCAGCGGAGGCCGCCGGACGACGGGUUGAAUGGGGAGCUGUGCUUGGACGGCUCGGCCGUCGAGCCGCACUUCUGCUCCCUCCGCCGAGCUGGCUGGGCCAUCGCGCAGAGUGACGACGACGGGGGCCUGGUCGCGGGCGUCUACGGCGCGGCGAGGCGCGACCUCUGUCCGCAGCAGAUGGCCAAGGGCGGCGAGGACUUUGCGGCGUGGAUCCACGCGGCCUUCGAGCCUGGCUCGUUUGCAGUGCGGAAAGUGCCAGCGCACUGCGACCGCCAGGCCGUGCUGGACGGGCGCCUCGCGGAAGCCCAGCGGCGCGGGAACGACCGCGCCGACCGCCUCGCCGAGGUGGGCGCCAGGCUGCGUGCCGUGGGCAGCCAGGCCGUCGGCGAACGCCAUGCGCUGGCCGAGGUGGUCCACGGGCUAGCGCGGUGGAUUGGCCAGGCCGCAGUCAUCUGGCAGGGCAUCGGCGAGGAGGUGCGCAUCAAGGCGCCGCCAGGCGCGCAGGCCCCGCCCGCCGACCAGGAGGAGCAGGGCCCAGAGCCCAAGAGGCCGCGCCUGGAGAGCGCCCGCUCAGCCGGCAGCGCGCUGGCCCUCUCGGCCAGCGCGGCGGCCUUCAGCAUCCUCGGGCAUGCCCUCAGCUACGCCUGCAGUGGCGACGGCGAGCAGGCCCAGGAGCUGGUGGCUUGCACCAAGCGCGGCGCCCACAUGGUGCUGGGAAGCCGCUCAGGGGCCAAGCCGCGGCUGGCGGGCCUUGCCUGGCCGACGAGACGGACGAGAGCGGGCGCAACCAGCGCAGCCUGCGGGGGCGCGGGCCCCACCCUGGAGGAAGGGGGCUACCUGGAGUGGCUCGGGGUCGUUGCCGAGCAGCCGGCGGCAGGCAGCGGGGGGGCCAGCGUGGCCAGCCCCAGCGGAGUCGCAGGAGCGAGCGGGCGCGUGGCCGAGCGCCCGCGCGCCGAGGCUGCUGCUGACGCUUUCGCUUCGCCUAGCGGCGGCGGCAGGGCGCCUGGGGCCAGCGGCGAGCCUGCGCCUGGGGCCCAUGCGGCGGCGGCAGGUGGCCGUGGAACUGGGGCUCGCGAGGACCUCCUACCGGUCUACGGCCUGAGUGAGGCCGAGCUGGCUGCCAGCGCUGAGGCCGGCGUCAGCGCGGUCGAGCGCCGGCGCGUGCGCCGCCGCGCGGACUGCCUCGGAGCCAGGGCCGAGGAGCCAGCGCAGCUGGCUGAGGGCUGGCGCGGGGCGGCGGCGGAGGCCUGGCCACCCGAGGGCGUGCCCGAGGGCGCUGCCGCGGGCGCCGCCCUGGCCACGCGCGCGUGGCCGGCCGAGCCGGAGGCGGAGCCGGAGGAGUCAUACCUGUUGGUGGAGGGUGUGCCCGGCAGCUGGGGCGAGCUACAGACGCUGCUGCUGUUCACGGUCUACGGGGGCGUCGCGAGCAUGCAGCUCACAGAGCCGGACGCGUCCAGCGGGCUGCGGCGCGCCUGCGUGUCGCUGCAGGAUGCGCAGUUCUCUAGCUACGAGCUGGCCGCGCGCGAGCUGCACGGCCCCGCCGCGCCGACCUCGGAAGUGGGGGGGCCCAGGGACGUGGAGUCCACGCGUUUGUUCCGGACAAUGUUCCGGACAAUGUUCCGGACAAUGUUCCGGGCAGAUUCGUUCUGGACGCGGUUCGUGGCCUUCUGCAUGGCAAUCCUCAAGCAGGGCGGGGAGUACAAAGCGGGCGGACCCCCCAAGGGGGCGCUGGAGAGAGAGGCGGAGAGGCUGCUCAAGCGCAUGGGGAUCGAGAGCGACAGGCAGACCAUCGAGGUAGACAGCGACCAGGACGGGGAGGGGUUCUGA
Messenger RNA from Prorocentrum cordatum, 9216 nucleotides. The record is from the annotation of a GenBank genome assembly. NCBI's taxonomy places the organism in Eukaryota, Dinophyceae, Prorocentrales, Prorocentraceae.